Molecule: messenger RNA, 5745 nt
Organism: Amblyraja radiata (thorny skate)
Lineage: Eukaryota; Metazoa; Chordata; Chondrichthyes; Rajiformes; Rajidae
Gene: slc4a7
Product: solute carrier family 4 member 7
Exons: 26
Coding region: 73-3810 (1245 amino acids)
Biological process (GO): monoatomic anion transport; bicarbonate transport; regulation of intracellular pH
Cellular component (GO): basolateral plasma membrane; plasma membrane; apical plasma membrane
Molecular function (GO): solute:inorganic anion antiporter activity; sodium:bicarbonate symporter activity; monoatomic anion transmembrane transporter activity
Source: RefSeq, a predicted model, not a curated record
ACGACAGCGGUUCCGUCUAACCGACUGACGGAGCGAGGCGGCGGCGGCGGCGGAUGCGCGGCCACGGUCACCAUGGAGGAGGAUGGCGGAGAGCAGAUGAGACCGCUCCUUACUGUGCGACACGAUGAUGAAGCUAUCGUGGAUUUGGGUAAAACAAGUACAAUUGUCAAUACAAACUUCGAGAAGGAAGAGCUAGAGAGUCACAGAGCUGUAUACAUUGGAGUCCAUGUUCCCUUUGGUAAACAAAGCCGAAGGCGUCACAGGCAUCGUGGACAUAAACAUCAUCAUAAGAAAAAGGGAAAAGAGAAAGAUUCAGAUAAAGAUGAUGGACGAGAAUCUCCCUCAUAUGAUACUCCAUCUCAACGUGUCCAGUUUAUCCUGGGGAUAGAAGAUGAUGAUGAGGAGCACAUGCCUCAUGAUCUUUUCACAGAGCUGGAUGAACUUUGCUUCCGUGAUGGAGAAGAUUGUGAGUGGAAAGAAACUGCUCGAUGGCUGAAAUUUGAGGAGGAUGUGGAAGAUGGAGGAGAGCGAUGGAGUAAACCAUAUGUAGCUACCCUCUCUUUACAUAGUCUGUUUGAGUUGAGAAGCUGCAUAUUAAAUGGAACAGUCAUGCUGGAUAUGAGAGCUAGCACCACGGAGGAAAUAGCAGAUAUGGUACUGGACAACAUGAUAGCAUCUGAACAGCUGGACGAGACUAUGCGAGACAAAGUGCGGGAAGCACUACUGAGAAAGCACCAUCAUCAGAGUGAGAAGAAAUUGAGCAAUCGCAUCCCCAUCGUUCGCUCCUUUGCAGAUAUAGGCAAGAAACAUUCUGACCCUCACUUGCUUGAACGAAAUGGGGACGGCCUUUCUGCCUCCCGCCUUUCUCUUCGUGCUGGUCUGUCUGCCUCACAUCUUUCAUUAAGAGGAGCUUCUCUGUUUUCCGUUCCAUUUGGCUCCUUUGCACAUGGUUCCAAGGGCGGAUCUGUAGCAGGCUCAACUCCUGUUCCCACCCCUCAAAAUACACCACCCAGCAGUCCAAAGCCCGAGCAUCGUUUUCAGGGUCAAAGCCAAUUGUUGGUGUCUUGUGCCGGUGAGGAUAUUCCUGAUGUGGUAGUUCAUCCCCCAGAAGAAGAAUUUGAGGUACAGAAAGGACACGUGAAAACACGUGAAGAAUGGGCUGAACACAAAGCAGGAAUUCUAGCAUCUCCUCAAUCUGCACCAGGUAUCUUGGAGACUAAAAGCAUUGAAAACAAAACAACUUGUAAUAGUGCAAGUAGAGAAAACAGCACAGUGGACUUCAGCAAGGUGGAUAUGAACUUCAUGAAAAAGAUUCCAGCAGGUGCUGAGGCUUCCAAUGUCUUAGUAGGAGAGGUGAACUUCCUUGAGAGACCCAUAAUAGCCUUUGUUCGUCUGUCUCCUGCUAUUCUUCUGACAGGGCUCACAGAAGUUCCUAUUCCAACCAGAUUUUUGUUUCUUAUGUUGGGGCCAUCUGGCAAAGCGCAGCAAUAUCAUGAAAUUGGUAGAUCAAUAGCUACCUUAAUGACAGAUGAGAUUUUUCACGAUGUUGCCUACAAAGCAAAGGAUCGUACGGACCUGUUGGCAGGAAUAGAUGAAUUUUUAGAUCAAGUUACUGUACUCCCACCGGGUGAGUGGGAUCCUUCAAUACGAAUUGAACCACCAAAAAGUGUUCCUUCUCAGGAAAAGCGAAAGUGCCCUCCUCUUCCAAAUGGUCCAGCAAUUACCAAUGGUGCCACGAAUCACGAAGAACAUCACACUGGGCCAGAACUUAAGCGUACUGGAAGGAUCUUUGGUGGUUUAAUCCAUGAUAUUAAAAGGAAGUCGCUGUUCUACCUGAGUGACUUCAAGGAUGCAAUUAGUCUACAGUGCCUAGCUUCCAUUCUAUUUCUUUAUUGUGCUUGUAUGUCUCCUGUCAUCACUUUUGGAGGACUACUUGGAGAAGCAACAGAAAAUAGAAUAAGUGCCAUGGAAUCUCUCUUUGGAGCUUCAAUGACUGGAAUUGUUUACUCCUUGUUUGCUGGACAGCCGCUUACCAUUUUGGGAAGUACAGGACCUGUGUUGGUUUUUGAAAAAAUAUUAUUCCAAUUCUGCAAGAAAUAUGAGCUUUCAUAUCUCUCGCUCCGUGCCAGCAUCGGACUAUGGACUGCAUUUCUAUGUAUAGCAUUGGUUGCCACUGAUUCGAGUAGCCUAGUUUGCUACAUAACUCGCUUCACAGAAGAGGCUUUUGCUGCUCUUAUUUGCAUGAUAUUCAUUUAUGAAGCAUUGGAGAAACUCUUUGACUUGGGAGAGAAAUACCCAUAUAACAUGAAGUCUAAUCUGGAGGCACUUACUCAUUACUCGUGUGGCUGUGCUGAACCAUCUAAUCCUACCAAUAAAACGCUAGAAAUGUGGACCCAAAAGAAUGUUUCUGCAGAUAACAUUUCAUGGAGGAAUCUCACAGUUUCCGAAUGCCAUGCAUAUGAUGGGAUGUUUGUUGGUUCAGCCUGCGGUCAACAUGGGCCCUACGUUCCUGAUGUUCUCUUCUGGUCAAUCAUUUUAUUCUUUUCAACAUUUUUUCUUUGUUCCUACCUGAAACAAUUCAAAACUAAACGUUAUUUCCCAACAAAGGUGAGAGCCAUCAUCAGUGAUUUUGCUGUGUUUCUUACCAUUCUUACUAUGGCAUUGAUUGAUUUUCUUGUUGGCGUACCUUCACCAAAACUUGCAGUACCAGACCGGUUUGAGCCUACCCGAAAAGACCGAGGUUGGUUUAUUGAUCCACUUGGAAGGAACCAAUGGUGGACAAUGCUUGCUGCUUUUGUACCAGCUUUACUGUGCACUAUCCUUAUCUUCAUGGACCAGCAGAUCACUGCAGUUAUUGUCAAUAGAAAAGAGCACAAGCUGAAGAAAGGUUGUGGUUAUCAUCUUGAUUUGUUGAUGGUAGCUAUUAUGCUGGGAGUAUGCUCAAUUAUGGGACUUCCUUGGUUUGUGGCUGCCACUGUCCUCUCUAUCAGCCAUGUCAACAGCUUAAAGGUGGAAUCGGAGUGUUCAGCUCCUGGUGAACAACCUAAAUUCCUCGGUAUCCGAGAGCAGAGAGUUACAGGUUUACUGAUAUUCGUUCUAAUGGGACUGUCUGUCUUCAUGACUUCUGUUCUGAAGUUCAUCCCAAUGCCAGUUCUCUAUGGUGUAUUUCUUUAUAUGGGUGCUUCUUCCUUGAAAGGAAUUCAGUUGUUUGACCGUUUACAAUUAUUUGGGAUGCCUGCUAAACACCAGCCUGACCUGAUUUAUCUACGCUAUGUACCACUUUGGAAAGUCCACAUCUUCACUGUAAUUCAGCUUACCUGUCUUGCCCUUCUUUGGAUCAUUAAAACUUCAUCUGCGGCAGUUGUCUUUCCCAUGAUGGUUCUUGCUCUGGUAUUUAUUCGAAAACUGUUAGACUUCUUCUUUAACAAACGAGAGCUUGGCUGGUUAGAUGACUUAAUGCCUGAAAGUAAGAAGAAGAAAUUGGAAGAUUUGCAGAAAAAGAAAAAAGAAACUGAGAAAGCGCAAAGAAUGCUUGAAGUUGCAGAAAGUGGGACGGUGCAGCUCCCGUUAGAAGGUGGCAACAUUCUGAAGAUACCUGUGAAAAGUAUUAAGUACAGCCCAGAUGAUCCUUCGGUCGUAAACAUAUCUGAUGAAAUGGCCAAAUCUGCUGUGUGGAAGGCUCUUGCUAUGAAUGCUCAGAAUGCAAAAGUUGUAAAACUUAAAGCGAGUCCUGAAAAUACAGUGGAUAUAAGAAUGAAUAUUGAAGAGGUGCCAAGGAAAAAUGUCCUCGAUGCUGAAACCUCUGUAUGAUCUUGAAAGCUCCACAACAUCAUCAUCCAAGAAGGACUUUUUGUGAAAGUGAUUACUUGUGCCGUAAGCAAAACCCUGGACCCUUUGCAGGAAAUAGGAAUGUUUGGCUUGCUCUGUUUGGUUUCUCAGUCAGUAUGAAACUCUUCUGAAGAAGACAUCUUCACAUUUAUACAAUCCAGUUAUAUUGAUUUCAAUGCCAGUCAUUAUUUUAACCUUCAUAUCCAAGGCUCAAUGAUUUUUAAUUCAUGAUUUUGGCAUAAUACGAAACAAGCAAUAGUCUAGCAAACAAGUUUAUUUUUUGUUUUAGUUCUGCUUCUCAACAUUUAAUUUGCUUUGCACUAAUACUAUCAAAAGAUAAUAUUCUAUUUUUAAAAUGGAAAGGAGUAAUAAUGAAAUGUAUAUUCUAUAUAUAUAAAAACCCGUAAUCUUGCUCCUUGACAUUCAUGAUAAUUAAUUUGAGAUAAGUAAUAUUUACAUUCGGACUUUGAACCAAACCUAUGUAACUUUAUCUCAUCAUUUGUUGGUGGUCUUUGAGAAUUUUGUUUGGUAACUGUGAAUUAGUAUGCAGUAACAAGUGUUGCAAUAGGAUUGAUCGAAAAGAUAUUUCAAUUGGUAAUUUGCACACAGGGGUGUGUGACUCAACUACAUUGAUGCGAUACCGGUUUUCAAACUAGCCUGUUGCUUUGUUUAUUUACAAAAUUGUUUAUCAGUAUUGCAAUACUGAUCUAACCACAUCUGAACUGUUUACAUUUUACUUUUCAACAUAUAUUGUAGGUUAUAAUUUACAAUGCAACUUGUUAAAUGUUUUAUUUAUUUAUAUUUAGAUUGCCAAAUUUAUUCAGAAAUUGUCAGGUUACAUGGUAUAGAAAAGAUAUUUGGCUAAUUUUAUAAAGAUUUUUGUAGUUUUUAUGUCUUUGUACUUUGGAUAUGUAAACUUCUUUCUAUGAGCAGUUCUGUAGUUAGUGUUAGAAUAGUAACUCUAGACCAUCUCAGGAAAUUGUUAUCUUCCCAGUGUUCUAUGUCACCAUGCUUUUACACAAUUUGUGAAAUUCUUCCAGAUUAAGUAUUUUUAAAGAAAAUAACCACCCAUGUUACUUUAAAGUAGGAGCAAGUUGGUUUAUCUGUCGUGUGACAUACAAUGCCAGUGCAAGAGAAACUUGCCUUUAAUCAUUGCAAGAUAAUUUGCAGAUAGUCAAGACAAAAAAAGGUAAUGUUGUGAAAUAUUUGGUUUGUGUCAUAAUAUUCAUUAUAUAGUUGGACGUGUGACAAGUUCUGCAGAUAAAUUCAGCAGCAAACCCAUUUUCUGUUCCUGUUAUAUUGUGUAUAGAUUCUAAUCAGUGUAAUUGAAUAAUUAAGUUUGCAUAAUGGGAUCUAAAUUAUAGAAAGUUAUUUUGAGUGUCAGUGGUGAACUGAAGGAGUUUUUCUAUUUAAUUUCAUACGUUACUUUUAAAAAAGAUGAGUAUUGUGUUGAUACUGUUGACCUUAAGAUGCUAAAUACAGUAUGAGAUUUUAACAAGUUGAGCAACGUGUCUGGUAAAGACAAUUUAAUCCUUUUUUUAAAAUUUGCAGUUGAUGGUAAUUUUAUGUCUUCCUGUGUUCUGCAUAUUUAAUCACAGAACAAAAUCACUUAGUAUUCAUCAAUUUUCAUAAAAUUGUCUAAUUUGAGAUAAUUAUGAUUACGGUUUUUAUUACUCUUUGAAAGUAUGGUUGUGACCAUUAUUUUUGUAACAAUACCCAAAGCAAUGUAAAAAUGUUAAAGUAAUCCAUUGUCUUAGUUUAAAUGAUUAUUUUUUUUGUGCACUUCCCUGAUUUUCUUUCUUAGUUGAGGAUAGCAUUCAGCUGUCGGCUAUUAAAUAUUAGAGGAAAUUAUUUUUUGUAAUGUCAUAUCUGUUAAUAAAAGCAAUAACGAUUACUCUUAUUGCAUUAAAUAUGAAA